AUGGAAGAGUAUAGAAAUAAUAGUGAAGAAAGAAAAAAAUCAGAAGAUAUUUAUAAAAAAAAAUCAAGUGAUUCAAAAAGUAAUUUUUUUAUUGAUUAUAAAAACUCUAAGCAUGAGUUUACUUUUUUAAAAGAAAACGAAAAUAAAAAAAGAGAGAUUGAUGAAGAUAAUUUUUAUGUUGAAAAAAAAAUGAAAGAUAAUAAAAUGACUGAUACAAUAAAUAAUAAAGAAAAAAAUGAGUCAUUUAAUGACUUCGAUAAUAUUGAUGUUAGUGAAUACAAAAAUAUUAUAAGUAAUUCAUUUAGUUCAGAUGAAUGUGAUGAUCACUUAGAUGAUAUAAGUCAAGAUGGAGAUCUAUUUGAAAGUUAUAGCAAAAAUAAAUCAAAUAUUUUUCAUGUACAUAGUAAUAAUGCUAAAGAUAUAUUUGAUAUGAAUUCUCAAAAUAUAUAUAUCAAUAAUAAGGAAAAUAGUGAAACACAUAAUUUAAGUAAUGAAAAAAAGAAAAAUAAUCAAUGUGAAAAUAUAAAAAUAUUUGAAAAAGACGAAAAAAUGAAAAUAGAUGAUGUGAAUAAUGAAAAUAAUAAAAUAAACUUAAAUACAUAUAUAUAUGUUAGAUUAAAAACCAACGAUUCCACGAAUAAUAUUUAUAAAUGUAGGAUAGAUAAAAAUAUAACAGUAAAAAAAUUAAAAAAGUGCUUGAAAAAGAUGUUGAAUAAUGAAAACGAGUACAGGAUUAUAUAUAGAGGUAGAUUAUUAAAAGAUAUGGAAAAUUUGUCAAAGUAUAAUAUAAAAUUUAAUGAUAUUAUAUAUGUAAUAAAACUUAAUAAAAAAAAAAAUGGAAAUGAUGUUGCUUUAGAUUCGGGAAUCACAAGUUCACAGUUAAGUACAAUAAAAGAUGAAUAUAAUGAUUUAGGAAAAUUUUCUGAUAAUGAUAACAUAUCUAAAUUAAUUUCUUAUAUGUUUGAUCAUAGUGACUUUAUUAAAUCGAUAAUGGAUUCAAAUAAACAACUUCAAAAGUUAAGAGAAAAAAAUCCGGAUUUAAAUCAUAUGUUAAAUGAUUCACAAGCUUUAAAACAGUCAUUUGAAAUGAUUAAAAAUCCAUCCUUAAUGAAAGAAUUAAUGAGAAAUACUGAUAGAGCAAUAAGUAAUAUUGAAGCUAUACCUGGUGGAUUUAAUACAUUGAGAAGAAUGUAUCAUAAUAUUCAAGAGCCAAUGUAUUCAUCAAGUGAUAGGUCAAAUGAAAAAAAAAUGAAUAAAGUUAAGCAUUAUGAUUUAAACUCUUCUUCACCUCCUACGAGUGAAGCUUUUCCAAAUCCAUGGGCUUCAAAAGAAAAAAUUUCUAAGAAUCAAAAUAACUAUAAUAAUUUGGAAAAAUGCUUUCUUAUGAAUAAUAAUCCUUUUAAUAAUAGUAAUGAUAUGCUUAAAAUUAAUAAUAAAAAUAACGAAUAUAAUUUGAAUAAUAAUAUUUUUAAAAAUAAUAUUAUGGAUAUAUUACAGAAGUAUCAAGAUUCUCCAAAUAAAUCAAAUAAAAUAAUAUACGAUAAAAAGAAUAAUUUAAAGAACAAUAAGGUUGAGAAUAAUAAAAAUAUUCCCAAUAACAAAAAUUAUCAGAAUAAUUUAAACUUAUUUAAUAAUGCACUUUUCAAUAAUAAUCUUAUAAAUAACCUAAUGGAACAAAAUAAGAAAAAUGAAAAUGUAAACACUAAUAAACCUAACGAUUCUAAACAACAAACGACGAAUGCAACAAAUUUAUUAAAUCAAAUAAUAUUAAAUUUAAAUAAAAAUUUGAAUAUAAAUAAUUCAAGAUUUAAUAUGAAUUCAUAUAAUAAUGUAAACAACCUGAAUAUAUUUAAUUCUCCAAAUAAUAAUGCUAAUUCUAUUUUUGCUAACAUUAGUAAUAAUAAAAAUGAUAUUAUUAACGAAAAUGACAAUAAUGGUGAUAAUAAGAAUGAUAAUAAGAUUGAUAAUACUACUUUUACGAAUAAUAAUAAUGAUUCUGGGGAAAAUGUUGCUACAUUAGAUCAAAAAAUUUUAUAUGAUUCAAUGAAUUUUUCAACAGAUGAUAAUAAUAUACAUAAUCAAAAUAUUAUGCCGUUUAUGAAUAAAAUUCACAAUAAAGAUGACAAAAAUAAGGGUAAAAAAAACUUUGGUAAUUAUGAAGAUAUAUUAAAUGAAAAUGUGAAUGUAAAUAAUGUUAAUGAAAGUAUAAAUACUACUAAUGAAAAUUAUAAAAAUGAAAAAUCAGUAAAUGAAAAUAAAUCUGAUUUAAAAACCAAUGAUAUGAAUAAUGAAAACUCAAAAGAUGAAAUUUCUAAGAAUUCUAAUUUAAUUGAAAGUAAGGAUAAUGAAGGCAAUAAAAAUUUAUGUGAUUUAAGUUUAGUUAAUCAAAUGAAUAAUAUUGACCUAAAAGAUAUUGCCGAAACUAUAAAAUUAUUAAGAUAUGGUAAUAAUAACAUGAAUGAACAAAAUAUUUAUAAAUUAUAUUCUGAAGAAUUGAAUUCAUUAAAAUUAAUGGGAUUUACAGACACACAAAAAUGUAUAAAGGCAUUAGUUGAUACAAAAGGAAAUAUAGAAAGGGCUAUUGAUUUAUUAUUAGACGAUAUUAAUACAAAUAAAAAUUAG
Messenger RNA from Plasmodium relictum, 2622 nucleotides. Its product is annotated as ubiquitin-like protein, putative. The record is from RefSeq and is a predicted model, not a curated record. Bases 1 to 2622 code for a protein of 873 amino acids. Gene Ontology annotation, cellular component: cytosol. Gene Ontology annotation, biological process: ubiquitin-dependent protein catabolic process. The transcript has a single exon. Gene Ontology annotation, molecular function: polyubiquitin modification-dependent protein binding. NCBI's taxonomy places the organism in Eukaryota, Apicomplexa, Aconoidasida, Haemosporida, Plasmodiidae.